Panthera uncia (snow leopard) is the source of this 1484-nucleotide messenger RNA. It is a transcript of the gene NUBP1, whose product is annotated as NUBP iron-sulfur cluster assembly factor 1, cytosolic. Bases 337 to 1299 code for a protein of 320 amino acids. Gene Ontology annotation, biological process: iron-sulfur cluster assembly. The transcript has 12 exons. Gene Ontology annotation, molecular function: 4 iron, 4 sulfur cluster binding; ATP-dependent FeS chaperone activity; ATP binding. NCBI's taxonomy places the organism in Eukaryota, Metazoa, Chordata, Mammalia, Carnivora, Felidae. Gene Ontology annotation, cellular component: cytosol. The record is from RefSeq and is a predicted model, not a curated record.
AGUUUGGUGAACUGGGGAGAGAGCCGUGCCUGGAGAGGACACAGACGCUCUUGCAGUCUCUCCCCGUAACCUCACCCCGUGCAUUUCUCCCGUCUGGCUGUUUCUGAAUUCUCUCCUUCUAUAAAAACAAAAACAGUAAUCUGGAGAUAGGUGCUGAAGAAUUCCCAAAGGAUCUCUGCAGCUCAGAACUCGCAGCGGCUCAGACAAGAUCUGCGCAUGCACGCAGCCCUCUUGCUGAGACUUAUUUCGCGCGGCUGGAGUCAGAUUGGGCUCCAAGGGGCGGAAAUACGUAAGGGCGGCUUCCGGUGACCCGCGCAGACGUCGAAGACAGCCGGAAUGGAGGAGGUGCCUCAGGGCUGUCCCGGGACCGGCAGCGCCCAGGCGGGCCGAGGGGCCUCAUGUCAGGGGUGCCCCAACCAGCGGCUCUGCGCCUCCGGAGCCGGCGCCGCUCCGGACCCAGCCAUAGAAGAAAUCAAAGAAAAAUUGAAGACCGUGAAACACAAAAUCUUGGUGUUAUCCGGGAAAGGUGGUGUUGGAAAAAGCACAUUCAGUGCCCACCUUGCCCACGGCCUAGCAGAGGAUGAAAACACACAGGUCGCCCUUCUGGACAUUGAUAUAUGCGGGCCAUCGAUUCCCAAGAUGAUGGGAUUGGAAGGAGAACAGGUUCACCAGAGUGGCUCGGGCUGGUCUCCAGUGUUCUUGGAAGACAACCUGGGGGUGAUGUCCGUGGGUUUCUUGCUCAGCAGUCCUGACGAUGCCGUUAUCUGGAGGGGACCAAAGAAGAAUGGCAUGAUCAAGCAGUUCCUUCGGGACGUGGACUGGGGAGAGGUCGACUACCUCAUCGUGGACACCCCGCCGGGCACGUCGGACGAACACCUCUCGGCCGUCCAGUACCUGUCCGCGGCACACGUCGAUGGGGCGGUGAUCAUCACUACUCCUCAGGAGGUGUCCCUCCAGGACGUCCGCAAAGAAAUCAGCUUCUGCCACAAGGUGAAGCUGCCCAUCAUCGGAGUGGUGGAGAACAUGAGUGUUUUCGUCUGCCCCAAGUGCAAGAAAGAGUCUCAGAUAUUCCCACCAACGACGGGGGGCGCGGAGGUCUUGUGCCAGGACCUGAAGAUCCCUCUCCUCGGAAAAGUGCCUCUGGACCCACACAUAGGUAAGAGUUGUGACAAAGGACAGUCUUUUUUGAUUGAUGCACCGGAUUCCCCAGCUGCUUUAGCCUACAGAGGUAUCAUUCAAAAAAUCCAGGAGUUCUGUGGUCUCCAUCAGCCAAAAGAAGAGCACCUCAUCAGCUCCUGAAACACAAGAGAACAUUCAAGACGCAAGCCGCACUUGCACUCCAGCCUGAGCAGCAUGGGGACAAAGUGGGGUCACAGGCAGAAAGGGACCAGACUCUGGUAUGGCAUGAAGUCAUUUUUUUAGAGAUGCUUGAGUCAUAGGAUUUGUAUACUUUUCAACACACAUAAAGGCAUUCUUUACAAACA